Messenger RNA from Antrostomus carolinensis (chuck-will's-widow), 325 nucleotides. Its product is annotated as ermin. Lineage: Eukaryota; Metazoa; Chordata; Aves; Caprimulgiformes; Caprimulgidae. The transcript has 2 exons. The record is from RefSeq and is a predicted model, not a curated record. The annotation marks the transcript as partial.
AUGACUGAGGAAGUGCCGGUGGCAUCCACCAUGCCCGAGUGCAACGGGAGCGUUCCCCCGGAGAAGGGCCCACUCCAGGUCAUCGAGGAAAUGGCAGAUGCUGCCGGGACGGUUCCUUAUGUGAACGCAGAAACAAGCCCCGACCCUGCACUCGCAAAGGAAAAUCCAGAGGAAAAUGGAAAUUCAUUGGCAGAGGAUGUAACACCCGGGGAUUCUGAUGGAGAGAAGCAACAUGAAGAGAAGCAAGAGGAGAGCGAUGGGACGCUACAGCAGGGAUCAGCUGACACCCAGGACACGGGGACCGACCGCCAGGAAUCGGAGGAAG